Messenger RNA from Budorcas taxicolor (takin), 2871 nucleotides. Its product is annotated as centriole and centriolar satellite protein OFD1-like. Gene Ontology annotation, molecular function: protein binding. Gene Ontology annotation, biological process: epithelial cilium movement involved in determination of left/right asymmetry. Gene Ontology annotation, cellular component: centrosome; ciliary basal body. The transcript has 21 exons. The coding region runs from base 1 to 2871 and encodes 956 amino acids. The record is from RefSeq and is a predicted model, not a curated record. Lineage: Eukaryota; Metazoa; Chordata; Mammalia; Artiodactyla; Bovidae.
AUGCCCCUUAAAUCUGAUGUGUUGAGUCAAGAUGAACUUCGCAAAAAGCUGUACCAGACGUUUACAGAUCGAGGUAUACUGGACACACUCAAGACGCAAGUCAGAAACCAGCUGAUUCAUGAACUAAUGCACCCUGUGCUGAAUGGCAAGGUGCAGUCCCCAUCCACUUCAGUGGAAGAGAGCUGCCUCUUAAUAGAAGCCUCCAACUUUCUAGUAGCCAGUCACUUACAGAGAUGUGGCUAUGAGUAUUCGCUUUCUGUCUUCCUUCCUGAAAGUGGUUUGGCAAAAGAAAAGGUAUUUACUAUGCAGAAUCUAUUACAUCUUUUUAAAAUCAGUCCUGAAUCCAGUCUCUACAAGUCACUGAUUUCAGCAUUUGAUAAAGAAAACCAAAAAGGUUUUCUCAUUAUGUUUCUGAAAGAAUUGGCAGAAUUUCAUCAAAAUAAAGAGAGUUGCAAUAUGGAAACUCAGACAAGUUCAACAUUUCCCAUCGAAGACUCUCUUGUGGAGAAGCUUCAGCUUAUUGACAAUGAGUUUGCUGGUGCUUGCCCUCAACAUCCAAAGUUAGAAUCCUUAGAAAUCAAGUUGAAUGAAUGUAAGAGGAAAAUAGAACAGCAGCUACGGGCAGAAAUGAAUCAGGAGUUGAAGUACUUUAAAGAUAAUGAAAUAAAGAAAAUUAAAACAGAAGAGAAAAGUAAGUGUGAGAAGGAAUUAGCUGAGUUCCGGAAUGAAUUGGAAAGAGCUUAUCGAGCAAAAUCUGAGACCCUUUUAUCUCGUGAAAAGAUGACCCUUGAGAGAAUUCAAAAGCACCAGGAGAAUGAAACAAAAGAAAUCUAUGCCCAAAGGCAGCUUCUACUAAAAGACAUAGAUUUGCUGAGAGGCAGAGAAGCUGAGCUGAAGCAAAGAAUUGAAGCCUUUGAAUUGGCCCAGAAGCUACCAGAAAAAAACAAAUGCCUGACUGAUGGACUGACGAGGCAAGAGAUGAAUAUAAAGAGCCUUGAGGAGACCUAUGACCGGAAGCUGAAGAACAAACUUCUUAAGUAUCAGCUUGAACUGAAGGAGGACUACAUCACUAGAACUAACAGACUGAUGGAAGGUGAAAGGAAGAAUAAAGAAGAAGCUAUACAUUUGCAAGAGGAACUUGCAGCUCUUAAUUGUAAAAAGGAAGAACUCAAUCAUUCUGUAAACUGUGUAAAAGAACUUGAGCUUGAGAUGGAGUCUGUUAGAGCUCACUGUUUGGCAGUAACAAAGCAAAACCACAUGCUAAGUGAGAAGGUUAAAGAGAUGAGCAACUAUUCACUACUGAAAGAAGGAAUACUGGAGCUUCAGGCGCAAAAUAAACUACUUAAACAACAAGUGGAAGACAUGAAAAGUGAAAACUUGCAUCUCCUAAACCGCCUAGCUCAGCCAUCUCCAGAGCUACUAAUUUUUCAGAAAGAAUUAAAGAAAGCAACACAAGCUAUUGCAUCUGAGCAUAAGGAGUUCGAAACCCACAAACAAGCUCUGCAAAAACAGCUUCAAAACGAAAUUGAGCACUCCACCCAGCUGAAGGCCCAGAUAUUAGAAUAUGAUGCUUCUUUCAAGAGGUUGACUGUGCAGGUUACCGAUUUAAAAUCACAACUGAAACAAACUCAAAUAGCACUAGAGAAUGAAGUAUGCUACAACCCGAAGCACUCUCUUCAAAAUUGCUCCAUCAGCACAUUACUGAGCACCAGGGCUCAUGAGAGUAACAUCAACGGAGAUUUCUUGAAAAACCCUCUGGAAAAAGAGGAGGCAACAGCAGGUCCAGUUACAUCACAGAUCCCCAGUUACCCAAAUGCCAGCAGAGAGGUCAGUUCCCCUGAUUCUGACCUUGAGUUUGUAGCCAGUGCCAAGGAUAGGGUGAGAAAGCUGGAGCAGGAGGCAGAGAACCUGGAAAAAGCUUUCCAGAACUACCAUCAAAGGGUCUGUUGGUGCCCUGCCAAGAGCCUGUUGGCAGUCAGAAGCCCACCUACCCUGUACCUGCCAGGGACUCUCAAGAACAUCACUGCAGCUGCUCCCGAGAGGUGUGUUUUUGUGGACAACAGAGUCACCUCUCAGCAGCCUCCGGUAAGCACAUGUGAAGGGGACAAAAGUGUGGUGUCCGAGGUGCCCAGCAGUAUUGCCUCAAGGUCAUGCAAGAGUGCAGUCUCCAGAUGGCUCUCCUCCACGCCACUCCCCAGUGCAAGAAGCCAUGAUAGUGAAAUGUACCUGGAAGGUCUGAGCCGGUCCGCAGUCGCUGCUCCCUGUCCUGACAGAAAGUCACAGCCAUCACUUGCUGAGUCCAAGUGCAGCCUUUCCGUGCACUCACUCUCCAGCCCUCCAGAGCAGAAGGCCUGUCUUCAGCAGAGACAACCAGAGCUUCAAGACAAAAGUGAAUUUUCAAAUCCGCACAAGCUAACUUUUAAGGAUAAUGAGGAAUUUAAACCAUCUUUUGAAUAUGUCAUCCAGAAACCACCUGAAGAAUGGAAGAAAGAAGAUAAACUUUGGGAACAGCAGGCCAAGCAACAAAGGCAGGAAGAAGAGCAGAGGCAGACCAAACAGCAGGAAACUCUGCAGAGGGAGUGGGGAGAACCUGAAAUGCUGGAUCGGGAAAGGAGGCUAAUUGAAGUUGGAAACGAAAAAAACUUCAAAAUGAGUGUUCAGGAAAUGAAAGACAAAUCUAUGUCUGUUAGUGGUGAAAAUCCUCUAGAGAAAUACAUGAAAAUCCUACGACAGAAUCAAGACCAGGACACUACAGAUAAGGGUUCCAAAAAGGUGAUCAGAGAGAGCUCAGAAGUGGACAUACUGCCAUCUAGUGACAAAGACAAAAGUUUUGUGGGCUUUUCUCAUGAAGAACCAGAUGACAUUUGGUAA